GGGAGGUAAGAAAAAAAAAAAAAAGAUCCUCUCGCUCUUUAUAUAAGGGGCCAAGUUGCGUGGCGUGACAAAGAGAACUCCUCAAACAACCACAACAUGGAGCCUCUCCUUCUGCUUCUCGUUUUGGGCCUCACAGGAGCGUCCUUGCUGGAGGACAACAAGCUGUGCCCGCCUCACUCCAGACCCUGGCAGGUGUCUCUCCAAAGCCGAAGGAUGAGAUGCAGCGGCGCCCUCGUAGACAAAUGGUGGCUGGUGACGUCUGCCGCCUGCGCGCCCAUAGGGACCGCCAUCAACGCGUCGUUGGGGGAACACGACGUGACGGCGGAGGAGGGCACCGAGCAGCACAUUCCUGUGGCGGAAGUCAUCCGCCACAGCCCGUACCGGUCGCCCCUCCACAGCCUGGCCCUGGUGCGCCUGGCCCAGCCGGCCCGCCUGACCCAACAAGUGCAGCCCAUCGGCCUGCCGGGCCGCUGCCCUCAGCCGGGAGAGAGCUGCAGCGUCAGCGGCUGGGGCUCCACCGUCCCCAACCAAUACGAGGAUCCGAAGCAACUCAAGUGUUUGACGGUGCCUGUUGUGGAAGAUCAAAUUUGCAUCAACACUUUCCCCGACUACAUCUUCUGGAGCUUGGGGAUGGUGUGCGCUGGCGGAGCUGACGCCACCGGCUGCUUGUAUGACAAAGGCGCAGUGCUGGUGUGCGGCGGACAGCUGCAGGGCGUGCAGUGGUUCAGUCACGGCUGUCAGAACGCGGAGCACCCCAGCGUCUACACCAAGCUGUGCAAGUACAACGAGUGGAUGCGCAGAGUGAUGGACAGCCACACGCCGACGACCACCACCACACGGGCCACGACCUUCAAGAGGCCUUGAGGGGGAGCAGGGGGGGGGGUGUCACGAAAUGCAGGGAAAACACAAAACUUGUUACUUUUUGUUUCCUUUAACAGCUGCCUUGUGGCUCAUGUGAGCAAUCAGUCAUUCAAUGAACAACUUUAAGACAGUUAACACCCAGACUAUACCUGAAGCUGUAAUUCCAUAACACUUUCAUUUCAAAUCGGUCCAAAACUUUACCUUCAAUAACAAAUGACUUUCGACAAAACGAAAUCCUUUCUUAAUAGCCAUUCUAUUCCAUUUUUUGAUAGAGCGGUGCCUUGAAAUACAAGUGCCAUGACUUGAGAAUUUUUCAAGACACAAGCAGUCACAUGACCAUAUAUAUAUUUUUUUUGGUGGGGGGGGGGGAUCUUGAGAAACAAGUGGACUUCCAAAUCACACCAGCAGAUGGGGACAGCACACUUCACAACAUCCGGCCAUCACUAAUUCGCGUUUGUUUCCUUGCCCAACAUCAGUUGACGGCAGUAAUGUGUUACGAAGCUAGUAGCCUCUAUCUUUGCAACAGCUGGAUAUGUUUACCACCCUUGCUUUACUCCCACCACGCUACAAGUCAGCUUGCAAACACCUGCUGGCCAACUCCACUAACAUGGCAUUUUUAUACUUGCUAACCCCCCGCUUAUUUACAGAUACACUAUUUCACAGUUUGGAGUCAAAUAAAUACGCUUUUUUUUGGGGGGGGGGGCAAGAAGGCUAGGUGCUUAGACCCCUUCUAUAUUUAUCUAACACUGUCAUGAACGAUUUGCCUUCCUUAAUGUCUUCCAAUUUUAAUCCUGCAGUCUCGCAUCUGAUUUUGUUUGAAAUAAACCAUGAUACACAUGUGCCUUUGCUUGA
Messenger RNA from Hippocampus comes (tiger tail seahorse), 1713 nucleotides. RefSeq names its product trypsinogen-like protein 3. Lineage: Eukaryota; Metazoa; Chordata; Actinopteri; Syngnathiformes; Syngnathidae. The transcript is spliced from 5 exons. Gene Ontology annotation, biological process: proteolysis. The record is from RefSeq and is a predicted model, not a curated record. The coding region runs from base 97 to 864 and encodes 255 amino acids. Gene Ontology annotation, molecular function: serine-type endopeptidase activity. Gene Ontology annotation, cellular component: secretory granule.